UCAUUAUUUUGUUAUGUAAUUAUCUUUAAGAAAAACUUGAAAUUGAUUGAGAAAAAGAAAAUCUUGCUGAUGUGGCCAACGACACUCACACACACCGCAUAAACAUUGUGGAGAAAUUGUUGUUUGACAAGUUUUUUCUUAUUCUCCUGGACAAUGUUCAUUGUUAUUUGAUAAUAAGAAUUAUUCGUUUGUUUUUUUUUUGGCCAAAGAUUCUUUUCUUUUUUUGUUAUUGCGUCACAAUGAAUGUCAAUCGUUUUAUAUUCAUUUCAUUAUUAAUCGAUUUAUUGGCAUUUACAUUAAUAUUACCAUUAUUACCAUCAUUAUUGGAAUGUUUUGCUAAACAAGAUACGAGUGGUCUCUACAAUUAUGUGGAUAAUUUCAUCAAAUCAACACAACGAUGGAUCGGUGGACCACAAAUGUUCAAUAGAUCUUUAUUCGGUGGUCUAUUAGGUUCAAUGUUUUCAUUUUUACAAUUUAUUUCGAUGCCUAUUAUUGGAAUGCUAUCAGAUGUUUAUGGUCGUCGUCCAUUAUAUUUUCUAUGUUUACUAGGAAUUUCUGUAUCUUAUUUUUUCUGGUCAAUAUCUAUCAAUCAUUUUGGUAUUUUUGUAUUGUUUCGUAUAUUGAAUGGUUUAUGUAAAGGAAAUGUUAGUCUUUGUACAGCCAUUAUAACGGAUAGUACUACUGAAGAUAAACGUGGUAAAGGUUUUGCUACAAUUGGUAUUGCAUUUUCAAUCGGUUUUAUUGUUGGUCCAUUGAUUGGUGCAAUUUUAUCCAAAUUACAAUUACCAUCACUAGAUGGUGGCACAUCAAAUGAUUCAUGUUUUCAAUUAUUUCCACCGAUAUUUGCAUUAAUUUUAUCUUUGAUUAAUUUAAUUUUCUCGUAUCAUUAUUUACCGGAAACAUUAUUACCAUAUAAACGAACAACAUCAAUUUGUACAAGUCUUAUCGAUGCAUUCCAUUAUAUUAAUCCAUGGUCAUUAUUUUCAUUUAAAAUUGUUAAAAAUUUAAAUACCAAAGAAAAAUCAAUCCUUCGAUAUGGUGCCUUUGUUAAUUUUUUCUUUUUAUUCAUUUAUUCGGGAUUGGAAUUUACACUUACUUUUCUAACAUUUGUUCGUUUUAAUUUUUCCAGCCUUGAUCAAGGAAAAUUAUUUUUCUACAUUGGUUUACAAAUGUUUUUAAUACAGGGUGUAAUAUUAAGACGUAUCAAUCAUAAUUAUUAUAAUCAUCUUUUAUUAUCUGGGAUAAUAUUAGUAAUACCUGCAUUUAUUAUUGUUGGUUAUUCAACAACAUUAACUGGUCUUUAUUUGGGUUUAAUACCAUAUGCAUAUUCAUCAGCAAUUGUAAUACCAUCAUUAUCGACAACAUUUUCAUCAUAUGGUCAUUCAAGUCAAAAAGGUAUACUUUUAGGUAUAUUUCGUUCGAUUGGUGCAUUAGCAAGAGCAUUUGGCCCGAUGACAAUGUCAUUCAUAUUCUGGAGAUUUGGAAUCGAAACUGCCUAUACAAUUGGAAGCAUAUUACUAUUAAUACCAUUAUAUUUAGGUUAUCAAUAUCAUUUUAAAUGUAAAACAUAUCGUUCUACAUUUGAAUAAGUGUUUUAUGUGUGAAUUGUGUUAUGUUUGUAUUUGUUAUUUAAAUUCAAUUUCUUUGAUUGGAAUAAGAUGAGAUGAAGAAAACAAAAAUCUAAUUGUCAAUUAAAUGGAUAAUCUUUGUAUAAAAAA
Messenger RNA from Dermatophagoides pteronyssinus (European house dust mite), 1718 nucleotides. RefSeq names its product major facilitator superfamily domain-containing protein 10-like. Gene Ontology annotation, cellular component: brush border membrane. NCBI's taxonomy places the organism in Eukaryota, Metazoa, Arthropoda, Arachnida, Sarcoptiformes, Pyroglyphidae. Gene Ontology annotation, biological process: transmembrane transport. Gene Ontology annotation, molecular function: transmembrane transporter activity. The record is from RefSeq and is a predicted model, not a curated record.